This is a messenger RNA of Aaosphaeria arxii CBS 175.79, 1975 nucleotides long. RefSeq names its product succinate-semialdehyde dehydrogenase-like protein. The record is from RefSeq and is a predicted model, not a curated record. Gene Ontology annotation, biological process: GABA catabolic process. The transcript is spliced from 4 exons. Lineage: Eukaryota; Fungi; Ascomycota; Dothideomycetes; Pleosporales. Gene Ontology annotation, molecular function: succinate-semialdehyde dehydrogenase (NAD+) activity. The coding region runs from base 203 to 1807 and encodes 534 amino acids.
AUCUCCAAAUCUUCCUAUCCGCGCCUCUGGCCCCAAUCCCCUCUUCUCUGCUACUGCUGCCGCCCACAAGUAUCUCAAAUACUGUUCUCCAAGCUCUCCGUUAAGUGCUGCACCCCAAAGACGUCAUAGAUUCCUGGGGGGAAACCACCUCGCCGUGAUUUACCGUGGAUUUCGAAUUCCCUCAAAUCUAAACGUUUGAAAGAUGCGAUCUAUACUCUCCGCCUCGAGGGCAAUUGCUCGCCAACCAACCUGCACAAGUAGAUUCCAGAGGAACACAUUACCCACAAUCGCCACAAGAGGGUACGCCAUGAGCCGUCCUGCACCCAAACUCAAUGACCCCUCCUUACUAAAGGAUAAGACGUACGUCAACGGCGAAUGGAUUGGCGCAAAGUCGGGCAAGACCUUCGAAGUCCAUGAUCCAGCAACAGGCGAAGUAAUCGGCACGAUGCCCGAGUUCGACCGCGCCGACACCGAAGCAGCCAUCGCCGCCGCGCAAGCAGCACUCCCAUCGUUCCGCAAGACCACGGGACGCGAGAGGUCGCGCCUCCUCCGGAAAUGGUACCAACUGAUGAUGGACAACGCGGACGACCUGGCCAAGCUCAUCACCUGGGAGAACGGCAAGCCGCUGGCCGACGCGAACGGCGAGGUAACAUACGCGGCCAACUUCUUCGAAUGGUUCGCCGAGGAGGCGCCCCGACUGAACGGCGCCACGAUCCCCUCCAGCGUGCCCGGGAACAGGAUCUUCACUAUCAAGGAGCCCGUCGGCGUGGUCGGGCUCAUCACCCCGUGGAACUUCCCCGCAGCAAUGGUGACCCGCAAGAUCGGACCCGCCCUGGCCGCCGGCUGCACUGUCGUCGCCAAAUCCCCGGGAGAAACGCCCUUCACCGCGGCCGCCCUCGCAGAACUCGCCCACCGCGCCGGCAUACCAAAGGGCGUCAUCAACAUCGUCACAUCCGACAAGAACACGCCCGAGCUCGGCAAGACCAUCACGACCUCCCCCGCGGUCAAGAAGGUCUCGUUCACGGGCUCCACGGGCGUCGGCAAGCUCCUGAUGACGGACUCGUCCAGCACGCUGAAGAAGCUGUCCUUCGAGCUCGGCGGCAACGCCCCUUUCAUCGUCUUCGACGACGCCGACCUCGACGCCGCCGUCGCGGGCGCCGUCGCCUCCAAGUUCCGCUCCUCGGGCCAGACCUGCGUCUGCGCAAACAGGAUAUACGUCCAGUCCGGCCUGUACGACAGGUUCGUCGAGAAGCUCGCCGAGAAGGUCAGGGGCUUCAAGGUCGGCUACGGCACCGACGAGGGCGUCACCCACGGCCCUCUGAUCAGCGAAAAAGCCAUCAAAAAAGUAACCGAGCACGUCUCCGACGCCGUCUCCAAGGGCGCCCAAGUCGUCAUCGGCGGCUCCCCGCUGCGCGACCUGGGCGCCCGCUUCUUCGAGCCCACCGUCAUCCGCGACAUGAAGCCCGGCAUGAAGAUCGCCAGCGAGGAGACGUUCGGCCCCGUGGCCGGCAUCUUCAGGUUCGACACCGAGGCCGAGGUCGUGGCGCUCGCCAACGACACGGACGUCGGGCUCGCGGGAUACUUCUUCAGCAGGGACGUCGAGCGCGUGUACAGGAUCGCAGAGGCGCUUGAGGUCGGCAUGGUGGGCGUCAAUACGGGGCUGAUUUCGGAUCCCGCGGCGCCGUUUGGGGGUGUCAAGGAGAGUGGGUUUGGGAGGGAGGGGAGCGUGAUGGGUAUCGAUGAGUACGUCGUGACGAAGAUGGUGACGUUGGGGAACAACGGACAGCCGCUGCAGGGAUCGUCAUGAGAGAAAGGGAGCUCGAAAAGUGGGAAAGCAUAUUUUGGGCGAAAUGUCAAUGAUUCAGGUUGAUUUGUUACGAUUUUGAAUGCAUAUAAUAUGGAUAUGAAUAAGGGAUGAAAGUUGAAAUGAAAGUCAUUGUAUCGUCACAGCAUACCUUCUGAGCUUCCAAGCUUU